This is a messenger RNA of Rhinolophus ferrumequinum (greater horseshoe bat), 461 nucleotides long. Its product is annotated as thioredoxin-like. The transcript has a single exon. The record is from RefSeq and is a predicted model, not a curated record. Bases 17 to 334 code for a protein of 105 amino acids. Gene Ontology annotation, molecular function: protein-disulfide reductase activity. Lineage: Eukaryota; Metazoa; Chordata; Mammalia; Chiroptera; Rhinolophidae.
GACCUAAGCCGCCAAAAUGGUGAAGCAGAUCGAGAGCAAGUUGGCUUUUGAGGAAGCCUUGCGCAGUGCAGGAAAUCAGCUUGUAGUCGUUGACUUCUCAGCCACGUGGUGUGGGCCUUGCAAAAUGAUCAAGCCGUUCUUUCAUUCCCUGUCUGAAAAGUAUUCCAAUGUCGUGUUCCUUGAAGUAGAUGUGGAUGACUGUCAGGAUGUCGCUUCAGAGUGUGAAGUCAAAUGCAUGCCAACCUUCCAAUUCUUUAAAAAUGGACAAAAGGUGGGUGAAUUUUCUGGAGCUAAUACGGAAAAACUUGAAUCCACCAUCAAUGAAUUAAUCUAAUUAUGUUUUCUGAAAACAUAACCAGUCAUUGGCUCUCUAAAACUUGUAAUUUUUUUUAUUUACAAAAGAAAAAAUCAAGUAGAAAAUUAUGUUCAAUUGCCAUCCAAUUAUAAAUGAGAAUAAAAUA